Molecule: messenger RNA, 4122 nt
Organism: Esox lucius (northern pike)
Lineage: Eukaryota; Metazoa; Chordata; Actinopteri; Esociformes; Esocidae
Gene: smarcad1a
Product: SWI/SNF-related, matrix-associated actin-dependent regulator of chromatin, subfamily a, containing DEAD/H box 1 a
Exons: 23
Coding region: 397-3450 (1017 amino acids)
Cellular component (GO): nucleus
Molecular function (GO): DNA binding; ATP binding; chromatin binding
Source: RefSeq, a predicted model, not a curated record
UGUCCAAUAGAAUGUAUCGUUGUAGUCUGUCGCCGCAGUGUGAGUUCGCGGGAAAAUAAGUGUAUGUUUCUCAACAUACCGCUAUUUGGGAUUUGCAAUAUGGUGUAUUGUAGCUGAAUCGAUAGAAUAAUUAUCGUAUAUUGUAUUAUAUUAUUGAUGACUUUAUCGUCAGAUAUUUUAUGAGUACAGACCGCUUCAAACGGUUACAAGUCCCGUUUUCAAACGAAUAACAUUACGUGGCUAGCUUGCUCUCUGCGUUAUUCACACCAAUUCAUUGGUUAAUCGUAGCCAGCUUUGGAUAUCCAGAAAUUCUUUUGUAGCGAGACAAAGAGAUUCCCUCUCUUGUCGUUUGCUGUUUGAGCCAGCGCUGUAAGGUGUAAAACUUGUCAUUUCGAAAUGAGUUUAUUUAAUUUGGACCGGUUUCGUUUUGACAAGAAUAAAGCGACGUCAAACAAGGACGAAUACAGCAGCGGUUCCGUAAGUCCAGAGUCAGAAAAGGAGAAUAAACCAGCUCGAGUAAAAGCAUCAUCUGUAUCCAACCUUGGAAAAUCUGGACGAGGAGUGUAUGAAGAUGUCAUCAGUGAGUCUGAUGACGAUUUGGCAAGUGACUCUAGGAAGGAUAAAUUAACCAGAAGGCUGAAGGAACCUGCAAAGAAGUCUGUGAAGCGAGAGGUAAGGGAGAUGAAUGAGCUGUCUGAUGAGGAAGAUAAAAUGGACGAGGUAAUGGAAGAGAGACUUUCCAAACUGCAGGAACUCUUCCCUCAAAGAGACAAGAAGGAGCUGCUGGAGGUGAUUGAGAGCACAGGUACUUUAGAUGGUGCUGUAGCUUUAUGCCUGAUGAAUGGUGACAAAAACUCUCGUCGGAAGAGGAAACACGAUGGCUCCAGCAGUUCUCAGGACAGUGAAACGGCUCAGCAGCCCUGUAAGAAGAGGAGGCCAUCUCUGGCUGAUGAUCCUGAGGAGGAGCAGGGGACAGAGCCCAGCUGGGAAAGACAGGAGUCCAUGGUCAGGAAACUGCAGAGGAGGUUCCCUGACCAAGAUAAAGAGGAACUCAGGGCUGUGCUCCAGGAACACGAGUGGAACCUGACCGAUGCCCUGGAGGUGUUGCGGAUGUUCUCCGACCCAGACGAAGAUUCCAGCACACCAGAAAUCUCUAGCUCCCCUGAAGUCAGGCAGAAAGGACCCAAAGCCCAAAACGAUGACAAACCGAGCAAAGCUAAGAUUGAAGCCAAGCCGAGCCAGGAGUACAAAGACAAGGCCAGGCCAAACAAUGAAUCUGCUCUGAAAUGGUUUUUCAAGAAAUCUGCUCCUGAAUGUAAGCCAACAUCCUCCACAAAUUCCCCGAGUCCAAAGCUGUCCAACGGGACCAGUGUGGCCAAGAAGGAGGCGGCGGAGAGGAAGAAGAAAGCUCGCGCCUCAGAUGAGAGGGCCAGCAGCUCAGAGGGCGAGGAGGAGGAUGGUGAUGGGGCCAGCAGCGAGUUCGAGGAUGAGGACGAUGGGCUGGACUCUGGGGAGGAGGACGAGGGAACAUCCUUGUUAAAGGGCAAGAUCCUACUGUUCUUCCAGGAGGCCUCACUGGAUGAACUCUCUCUCAUCGCCGGUUGCUCUGUGAAGAAGGCCCAGAAGAUUGUGGAGCUGCGGCCCUUUGCUGUUUGGCAGGACCUGAAGGAAAUGCUCCACAAGGAGAAGAGUCUUUCGGUGGACCUGCUUGUGGGCUGUCGGGUGGUGCUCAGGGAGCGGGCCGUGGUCCAGGGCCUCAUGUCCAAGUGCGAAACCAUCUCCGGCAAGAUGAUGAAAGAGGUCACCCGGGUCGUGGACCACGGCGCGGUCUCCAUGACCCAGCCCUCGGUCCUAAACAACAAGUUGCAGUUAAAAGCGUACCAGCUCAUUGGUCUGAAGUGGCUUCUCCUGCUACACCAACACAACCUCAGUGGAAUCCUGGCCGACGAGAUGGGUUUGGGAAAGACCAUCCAGGCCAUUGCCUUUCUGGCCAGACUGUACCAGGACGGCAUCGACGGCCCCCACCUCAUCACCGUGCCGUCCUCCACUCUUGAUAACUGGGUUCGAGAGCUAAAGCUGUGGUGUCCGAGUCUCAAGGUGCUAGUCUAUUAUGGCUCGGUGGAGGACCGGCGAUACCUGCGACAUGACAUCCUCAGCCACCAGGUGGAGUUCAACGUCAUCGUGUCUACAUACAACCUGGCAAUCGGCAAUGACAGUGACCGCAGCCUGUUCCGAAAACUCAAGCUGAAGUAUGCUGUGUUUGACGAGGGCCACAUGCUGAAGAACAUGAACUCUCUUCGCUACCGCCACCUCAUGGCCAUCAACGCUGAGCACCGGCUGCUCCUGACCGGGACUCCGCUGCAGAACAACCUCCUGGAGCUGAUUUCGCUGCUCAACUUCAUCAUGCCCUCAAUGUUCUCCAGCAGCACCACGCAGAUUGCCAAGAUGUUCUCCAUGAAAUCCCACGAGGAACAGAGUCGUUUUGAGAGGGAUCGCAUCGCUCAGGCUAAACUCAUCAUGAAACCGUUCAUCCUUAGACGAGUGAAGAACGAGGUUCUUAAACAGCUGCCAGCAAAGGAGGAGAAACUGUUAUUCUGCCCCAUGAGUGAGAAGCAGCAGCAGCUUUAUCAGAAAAUGGUGGUCACGCUGAAGAAGUCUCCCAUCGGAGAGAAGAGAGAGCUGUCCAACGUGAUGAUGCAGUUGAGGAAGAUGGCCAAUCACCCGUUACUUCACCGACAGUACUAUACCGCCGACAGACUCAAGGCCAUGAGUUGCCUCAUGCUCAAGGAGCCGACCCAUUCUGAUGCAGACCCGGUGCUGAUCCAGGAGGACAUGUCUGUGAUGUCCGACUUUGAGCUCCAUCGGCUAUGUCAGCAGUACUCCUCCCUCCAUGGUUACCAGCUGGACAAGGACCUCCUGCUGGACUCUGGGAAAUUUCACUUGCUCCAGACACUUCUGGCCUCCCUGAAGGCCAAGGGAGACCGCGUGGUGCUCUUCAGUCAGUUCACCAUGAUGCUGGACAUCGUGGAGAUUCUGCUCAAACACCUUGGCCAUCGCUACGUCAGACUGGAUGGCUCUACGCCUAUAGCGGACAGGAUUGUGUUAAUUGACGAGUACAACACCGACUCGGAGAUCUUUGUGUUUCUGCUGUCGACGCGCGCCGGUGGUCUGGGCAUCAACUUGACGUCGGCCAACGUGGUCAUCCUACACGACAUCGACUGCAACCCCUACAAUGACAAGCAGGCUGAGGACCGUUGCCACAGAGUGGGCCAGACAAGGACCGUGCAGGUAAUUAAGCUGAUCCAUAAAGACACCAUAGAGGGCUGCAUGUUGCAGCUGGGCCAGAAGAAGCUCAAACUGGAGCAGGACAUGACCGCUGCAGAGGAGGGCGAUGAGGGAACCAUGCCUGAGGACAUGGCCUCCCUGCUCAAGGCCUCGCUGGGCCUGUGAGGGUGCCCCCUCCCUCCCUGUAGCUCAGCCCAGGACCCGGCCUGGAGCCUCUCGCCCCCCCAGGCACCACCAGAUGACUGACCGAAACCCUCCGCAGAUACUUGAAACGAUGGGGUUCCCCACCCACUGCUCACACUGCCUGUAAGAUGGGAGGUGCACCUCCACCGGUCGGUACUGGAGGCCGAACGGGUCGUAUUGUUGGCCUUUGCUGUCUGUGAGCCGAGAACGCCGCGGCUGCUUUUGCCCUGUGCAGCACCAAGGGGUUGUACUCGUCAGAACUGAACGAUAGUGAAUGGGUCAUACCUGGCAAGGGACUCAACCUGGCAACUUGUCCAAUAGGAAUGACUACAUUUCAUUGUAUAACGUUUUGUUACGGUGCGAGUGAAUAAACCCGGCUCUCGUCUGAAUGGUUGCCGAGGGAACGGGUGAAACGUUGGUCACCGAUGCCCUUUCCCCAUUGCCUUUCUGUGAUGCACUACAUUUCAAUGGGUGACCGCCACAUGAGGAGAGAGCUGCUUUGUGUUUGUGUUUUUGUGAGAAUGUACUGUAAAACCAUUGUCAUGUUUGUUAAAGCUGUUUACCUGGCCAUUUUGUAUUAUUUUUUUAUGUUCCUGUUUUUGUAUGUUCAUCAAAAGGGUUUGUCAAAAGAUCAAAUAAAGUUUUUGCUAUUUA